AUGGUUGAACAUCUGUCGCCGGACCUCCUCCUAGCUCGCCUAGCCAGCGGCAAAGGAAAUGGCUCCAGGAUUCUGGACAUCGUGCGCAUUGCUGAGCACGCCAGAUGCAGCCUGCACGAGCUUCGUGUGGUCUAUGCUUCGGCCAUGGAAGUCUAUCCUAAAGCCGACGAUUCUGGGUAUCGUGAGCUCUGCGUCAAGUACAUGCUGCUGCUUUGCGAGCUGGACACCAAUGAAGCACGCGAGUUUCACAAUCGACAGCGUGCUUUUGGCAUCACCAGCGAUGCACGGAUGUAUGUGGCCCGUGCUGAUCUGGAGGAAAGAGAAGGUCAUUCGGCAAAGGCAUUGAAAAUUCUUCAGGAAGGUCUCCGCAUAGGAGCAGGGCCUGCCGACAUACUAACCACUCAAAUCGCGGCAUUGCACACGCGGCUACCCAAGCACAGCGAAUCGGAACUUCAGCAAAUCUUGGAACCUCUGGAAGCCCAGACUGAAGCCCACGACACGACCAUUAAGAUGGAUGCGGGCGGCAGUAGUGGCAGCAUGUCGAAAGUCGUUGGAGUCGAAGAGAGGCACCGCAGCGGCACACAAACAGCACAAACAUGUGUGGAUGGCUCGACCCAAACAGAGUUUGCAAGUGAUGAAGGCAGGCCAGGCCGACGGUGGACGCGCAAACUGUCGGCCCACAAGUACCUGCAAAGAUGGUUGGGUGUCGAGCGUAGACGUUGCCUCCUGAGCUGCUUUGCUGGUUGGAAGGGCUUGGUGGACACAUCCGCGCAAGAGCGUCGAGAAGCGCUGUUUGAUUCUUUGCGCGGCCAACUGGACUUGGCCCAGCGUCGAUGCAGAGCAGCAGAGCAUUGUCUCGCAAAGGGGCAGUUGGAUGCCCGUGCGACUUGGUUUCGACUAGCGCUGCGAGCGUGGUAUUCGCUGGCCCAAUUGUGCAGCCAGAAGAAGAAGCUUGCGGAUGCGGCAUACCAGGAGGUCGUGCGACACUCUGCAAGUCUAGUCCUAUGGGCCUGGCAAAGGAUGUGUUUUCCGGCAGCUCGGAUCCAGGACACUGUCUGUGAGGCCGCCGUUGAGCCGGCAGCAUCGUUGGACAGCCUUCUGGAGGACUUCUGUCCGUUUGGUGAGGAGAACAGGCCUGCAGAGCAUUGUGAGCUAGCGUUCGAUGACCUCUCAGAGAAGCCUGCCGCAGGCAAGCCAAGUGGUGUCAUGGCAGGCUAUCCCUACCCAGAGCGACAACCGCUAGCGAGUGUGGCCAUGCAAAAUGCACGCCACAUGUCUGCUGAUGCAGACGAAGCCAAGCGUAUGCGGGGACCCGAACGUUUCUUUUAUGACACAUCAAGCUAUACAGGUUGUGCGAGGUAUGGGGGCCCGAUGAUAGUCGAAAAGAAAGAAAAUGCAUCCAUGCCGGCUAAAGCAGUCGGUGGAAAAGCAGCUGGCCCGACACAGUCCAGCACGUGUCCGCAGGGUCAAGUCCAGGCAGUCCAGGCAAAGCGCGGCAAGCCCUUCCUGCUUAGAUGA
Molecule: messenger RNA, 1518 nt
Organism: Symbiodinium natans
Lineage: Eukaryota; Dinophyceae; Suessiales; Symbiodiniaceae
Source: the annotation of a GenBank genome assembly